This is a messenger RNA of Thalassophryne amazonica, 6926 nucleotides long. It is a transcript of the gene mbd6, whose product is annotated as methyl-CpG binding domain protein 6. Gene Ontology annotation, cellular component: chromocenter; nucleus. Bases 619 to 5670 code for a protein of 1683 amino acids. Gene Ontology annotation, molecular function: chromatin binding; DNA binding. The record is from RefSeq and is a predicted model, not a curated record. Lineage: Eukaryota; Metazoa; Chordata; Actinopteri; Batrachoidiformes; Batrachoididae. The transcript has 13 exons.
AAACUGGUUAAGUGUGAAUUUGGACUUCAGGCAGACGGUUGUAAAUCCAGCCGGAUGCAGGUCUUUCUGCGGUUCCUUGGCGCAAACGGGGAGCGGGACGUCCUCCUUCAGAGUGUUCGGGACGAUCCGGAUCCAGGAUCAAGUAGAAUUCAGGCACUUAGCUCGGUGUUAGCUCGGCGUUAGCUCGGUGACAUGAAGCCUUAUUGCUCUUUGUUUUUAAAGCGGGCUGUCUGACCUCACAGAGCUGCUCGUCCGCGCACAAACGCCGUUGGACCGAUUUAUUUCGCACUUAUUCGAGAAAAGGACAAAGUGGCCGCUCUGUUUGGUCUGUUAGCUCAUCGGCUAACUCCUGGUUCUCCCGCGGAGGCUCCAAAACUUCGCCCAGCUGCUAACAAACGUCAGCUAAGGACACGACUCUGCAGCUCCUUCUGAUGUGAGCUGCACAACUAAAAACCUGCUGGACUGAUCUACUGCCUCUUUUUGGGCAUCGAGUCAGGUUUUUCUGGCGAUCUGUGCGGCUGUAAGUCACCAGCAUGUACGUAGGACAGUGGACACAUUAGCCAAAACACAUCCUGGCCUCCCAAAGAUGACAAGGUGCUGGCACGCAGCAGCUACGAAAUGAUGGGAGGCAGUGAGACUGUCAGUGAGGACACAGAUGGGGUCCACACAACCGCAGUACACGUCCCCAUCGGCUGGCAGAGGAGGGUGGAGCACGGGAAGGUGAUCUACAUCAGUCCCAGUAGCUCUGUGCUGUCCUCCCUCGAGGAGGUUAAGACCUAUCUGUUGACUGAUGGCACCUGCAAAUGUGGUCUGGAGUGUCCGCUUGUCAUUGAUAAGGUUUUCAAUUUUGCCGUGGGAGUGAAGGUGGAGCAGCACAACCAUCCUCUCGGGAAAAUGGGGCAGGACAUGACCAAACUGUGCAACCACCGCAGGAAAGUGGUAGCUAUGGCGGCGCUCUGUCGGAGCAUGCAGGCAUCUCAGCUGCCCUUUGCCAACCUUCAUCGCCCAGAAGCCAGCAGUCGGUUAGUGGACAGCCACAAUCCAAAGAGGACAGCUGUGGAGCGGGAAGAAGGGGACCGUAGAAAUUACCACCCAAAACUCCAUCCACUCCCAGCUCGAACCCAUAACAACCUCCAUCCAGUCUGUAGCGCCAGUCCCAAGGCCUCCCAACAGUUCAUUUACCCAACUAACGGUUCCUCCCCUGUGCUUCACGUAGGCACAAACUCUCAUCACCCCCUCGAUGCUUUUAGAAGACUUCACCUUCCUGUUCUCUCCACCUCCUCCAUCACCUCCUGCAGCUCCUCGUUUCCACUGUACACCACCGCCCAAAGGUCACCCUGCACCCCAACACCUCAAAAUGUCACUCAAGGUCAACGGUCAACAUCCAGAACCCCAGAGAUUCCUGGUUCUCCUCUACUGUUAGCCCACACAACACCUCCCCCCUCUUCCUCUAUGACCUUGGGUGGUGGAGGGAGAGGGCCCCAGGCUCCGGCUCACCAUCCUCACGGAGUCAUUGUAGGAGGCUCCCCCCUCUCUCAGUCUCCCUCCCUCUCUCCUUCUCUACAUAACAUGAACUGUGCGUCUCCCCGUCAGCGAUCCCGUCACCCUUCGGCCUCUCCUUCCCCUCUCUCUGAGCACGGAGGAAGCUCCACAGCAGGACUGAUGGGAAGUAACUUGCCUCAGAAAAGGAAAUCCUCCUCUUCCUCCCCACACUCCUCUCACUCUGGUGGUUCCCCAAAUCCCAGCCACCAUUUUUCAAAGUACAAACUGGAAGACAUCUUGGAGCAGUUUAAGAACUCAGGCAUCAGCAGCACUAAUAACCAUCAUCUCCUAAUCCCUACUAACCCCUCCUCACUGACUAACCAAAGCAGCAGCAGCACUCACAGCCUCCCCCGAGCGCUUGACAAAAUUGGGAACAUAAAGUCUUCAAAGGUUCCUGUGAGUCUAACACCCAAACCAGGAACACAGGGAUUUGGUUCAAACACUGCCGGGCCCUCAGGUUUACCUCUGGGGCCGACGCUAAACCACAGCCAUCAGGGCAGGUUACCACACCUGGCUUCUUACCCUGCAAGUAGCCUCCUGUCUGCAGCUGCCAAGGCUCAGCUGGCUAACCAGAUAACACAGGGUCAAAGUUCAAAUGUGCCGGGGAACCCGGUGAGCUUGGCCUCGUCUUUGGAGGUUUUAAAAGAGACACAUCAGCAACCGUCUCUGAAGGUAACAAACAGCACUUUACAUGAUACCCACCCUUCCUUCUCCCUCUCUUCUUCUCCUCGGCCUUCCCAUCUCUCCCUGGCAGCAAACUCCUCUGUCCUGCUGCCCUCGUCCCAGUCUCUGGCUCAGUCCCUGGCCUCCUUGCACCACCUCCCUUCCACAGCAGAGCGCCAUGCACCGCACAGAAAGAAGCAGCGCCGGUCUCCCACAGUCCUUAGCACGCUCAGUGACACUCAGGAGCUGGCCAACGGGCACAGGAAGACCCUGCCAGGAGACACUGUUCCUCUUACCGCCAUCAACCUUUCCUCUUCAUCCUCCCUUCUACCUUCUGCCCUGCAUUCCUCUACCUCAGCUGCUCAGAACCAGACUGCUGCCAUGUUAGAAAACCAUCAUCCCCUCCUCACUGGCCAGAUGUCCAGGCUUCCUCCUCUCCGACAGACACCACAAUCUGCCAGGGCUCUGAGACAGAGUGAGGCUCUGGACUUCACAACAGAUGUAACGUCUCCCACAGGGCCUCCCCUCAUCUUAGACGCUCCAAACCAGCCUUUGUCCGCGCUGCUGCACCUCCUCAGUGUGCAGAACGCACAGGCUGCAGCCACGGCAUCGAGCUCUGCUGCAGGUCAUCUGGGAUCAGGGCCGAGCAGUGGAGGCGGAGACACUAAUAAACAGAACUCCAGACUCUCGUCCUCAUCUCCUGUCCUUUAUUCCAACACCAAGCAUCCCCAGACUCACUCACUGUGCCAAACCAGUAACACUAAUCCUGUACAGUCGGUAAUACAGGCAUUCUCUCCUCCACCCCCCCAGUGUAGGUCUCAGUAUACUAAAUCAAGCCCUCUGAAGAGACGUUCUCCUUCAGUUCCGCCCACUUCCACUUUAGCUUUACAGGACAGCAGCCAGUCUCGGCCUGUUUCACCAACUCCCUCAGACCAGCACCCGCCUGCAGAGAGUCACAUUCCCACAUUAGACUGUGUUUCCCAGGCUCCUCUGCAGGAAGCAUCGUCGCACAUCACCGUGGGAACAGAGGCUGGCACUAAUAACGUGUCGGAAUCAGCAGACCUGAGUCAUUCUCAAGGCAGUGUUGCCAUGGCAAUUUCCACCUCCCCGAAGCCUCUUGAUCUGAGCAAUCACGUCCUGGCCCUGCUGGCAGCAUCUUCCACUGUGCCCCAAGAGGAUGGCAGCUCCUCGGACCGUACCACUGAUGUCAUCUUGUCUUCCAAUGGAAACCACUCUGCAGGACCAAGAGAGCCUGACUGUGUGGACCUUAAAGUCUCCACAGUGACCAGCUCUCCAGUAUCCAACAGCCCUGGAUCAAACAGCUCUUCUUGCUUCGGGGAUCAUCCCAGUCCCCACACCUCUUCAGCUGUGGGGGACUCAUCUGCUCCACUGACUCUGGCAGAAGAUUUCCCCUUCAUGACCCAAGAGCAGCUGCUUCUGCUGCUGUCAUCCACAGGAGGAUUACCAUCUCUCCUGGACCCGACCGUUCUGGCUUCACUGCCCCUCGGGGGACUGUGGCUAGGGGGACACAAUGCGCUGAUGCCUCCUGCCACGUCCACAACACAAGCUUCACUGAAUCCUGCCGAACAGCAGCAGUCUGACCAGCAGCAACCGUUACUGGUCCAGCAGCAAAACCAGGACACACAGCAGAAGCAGCAGCAGUUAAAUAACAACACUCUGUUUCCAUCACUGCCCUUCUUGAAUGCCCAGGGGGAGUUACCUCUGAACCUUUUGGGCCUGCUGAACCCGCUGCCACCCCCUACAACCUCAAACCCUACCCAAGGACAGGAAGGUGAUCUAGGGCUUCCAGAAAAACCUGGCCUUCAGGCUUUAUUGAUGGCCUCUUUGCUCCUUGGACAACAGCAGACGCCUUUGUUACCUCUGUCUGGCCUAGGUCAGUUAAGCCAGGUCAGUCUGGAAAUUCCACUUCAGCAGUCACAGCAGAUGCCCACCACGUUAGAGGGCCUCAGCCUGGAUAAGACUUCUGGCUUCCUCGACCCAUCAACCCUGCAUGGCACAGGACUCAUGGAGGUCCCACAGAGCCUCCUCUCUAUUCCUCCAACAAGUGAGGGCUCGAUACAAGCCCUGCAGUCAAUGCUCCUCUCUGCCUCUCUUCCUCCUCCCCCCGCCGCCUUCCUGCCCCUCAGUCCUGCUCUCCUCACUGCUGCCCUGGGCUCUGCUGAGCUCCACCCACCUGCUCAUACCCAGCUAGUCCCCGCACAACAAACCCAACAUACCCAACCUCAGGUACCUACUGACACGGGUGUGGACACCCUGAUUCCCCUCCCUCUCCAAGGCAAAGACAACCCCAUCCUCCAGCAGUUAUUGCCCUCGCUGCUGAACCCUGCUGUUUUAGGAGAUCUUUCAAGCAUCUCAGGUCUCCAUAACAUGGUGGGGUUAGGACCUGGUUCCAUCCUUGUACCCUCAGUUCAGACCUCUGCUUUGGGUGUGCCUCUUGUUCAAGGUCCAGAUGGAGCUCUCAACUUACUGAACAAUAUACAGCUUAAUCUUGCACCACACUCAGAAGGAGAGAAACCAAUCUCUUUGCCUGAAACACAAAGCCCCACCCCACAGGAAGACAUUCCAGUCAGUCACAUGGCUCCUGACGUGGGUUCCAGUCCUGGUCAUGCGCCAACUCCUGUCCCAGAACCCACCUCACCCCCACAGCAAGGAUCCGAGGGCAGGUCUGUGAGCAGCGGGGGGAUUAUUGAUCCUUACACAUCUUUCAUGGACACGAUUUAUACCUCUUUUCUCCAAGUCAGUGCUAAAGAGCAGGAAGACGGGGCCCAAAUGGGGCCGUCGGACCCCACCUCACCCUUCUGUGCCUUACCGCCAGUUUCCUUCCCAGUUGAGCACCACACCCCAUCCACCCCCAUCCCAGUUCUUCCUCAGGCAAGCGCACCAGUCUCACUCAGUCCACGUCGGGCUUGCUCCCUCCGCAACCCUGAUUUAUCGCGCCUCAGCCUGGAAGUUGCAGCACAUUCUCCAGCCCAGGGGACACCAAAACCUACUGAAGAUGACUCGACGUCACCCUUACAAAGGAAGCUGGUCGUGGUUGAGGGACAUUCUCACCCAGAGCCUCCUCUACCCUCAGUAUAUUUGGAGGAGGCUAAAACAGAUUGUGCUGGGCCAGUUAGGGCAGUGUGUCCCUAUGUGGAGACGGGGGUGGAUAGGCAGGGCCACCUUCCCCAGGUAGCAUAUGUCAGUCCUGUGAGCGAUUGCAGUAGUAGGUCCAAGGAGGACAUGGCUGGGAUGCUGUUGCACAGCAAACAGGAAAUGGAUGAAGCAGUGGGGGGAGCGAGAAGAGGACGGAAAAGAAAACGAAUGCUACAUAAUGUGCUGGAAAACUUCAGAGACCUGGAUACUAUGGCACUACAGGAAUCCAAGGCUACGGCAGCACUUCUGAAGCCUGAAAGGUCCAUCCGUGGCCGGAGACGACGAGGCGCCAGGUCUCAGAGGCAGUGAUUGGUGGAGGAAGCUGCCAGACAAAGCUGUUCACUCAUCAUAUGUGGACACGCCUCCUCUUUCUUGUGUCUCUCCACCAUCAUCACUGCUUUCCAAAGUUUAGCUCCCCUCCCCCCCCCCCCCCCCCCCCGCCCUUCUGUUCAACUGCACUAAUACUACGUUGCCAUGCCAACUGUAGUCACGGCAACCACUAUUAUAUAGAAAAAAAAACACAACAGGAGCAAGAAGUAGCCUGAAAAUAAAUACAAAAAAAAAAAAAAAAAUUGCAUCUUGUUCACACAGUAAAGGUUGGUGGACUUUGUGAUCAGAGAUUUGUUCAUUAUUGGAUUACAUAUGAACAAGAAAGUAAAAGCAGAGUACUGUUUGUUCUUCCUAUGAUGCUGUGAGUUCGAACCCCAUUCAGCCCGUCUGCCUGAACCACGCCCGAUGUAAGAAAAUGAGACACUGUUGGAAGUUAGAUUUUAAAAAGCCAUGCUAAUGUCUCCACAAUGUUAUGAAAGUCAUAAGAAGGAAAGUGUGUGUGUGUGUGUGUGUCUUCAGCUUUGAGCUCUGUCCUCAUCAGUGUCUGGUCAGAUGUUCUUGGUUCAAGGUUUUCCAAAUGUUUUGAUGGUUUAUACAUCACUAAUUUUUUUUAAGUCUUAUUUUGUCUGAAUCAUUGAGACACAGCGGGAAGUGUGUGCGUGCGUGUGAGCGAGAUGUUGGGACGUGCUGCGUCGGCAUCAGGCCUUCGUACCUUUCACACGCUGUGCUCGUGGUUGCUGUGAAGAGUUUGGUGUCGCUGUGGUGUGAUGGAGCUUAUUUAUUUAUUGUGUUGAGAGUCAGACUUUGGCCCCUCAGUCGUUUGGUCAGACGGGUACGUACGUAUGUUUAACUCCCCACGUGUCCAGAACUGAUCGGCUCAAUGUAAAUGUCGAGAGGGAUGAUGUCUUUUCUGUUGCCAUUGGCUCGUCUCCACACACUGCCCUGCCAAAAGACUACCGGCGUCUCGCUGUAUUUAAAAACAAAUAAAUAAAUAAAAGUGAAAAAGAAUGCAGAUUAUGCAAUUUCUACACUUGGGAGAUUUGUACAUAUGUACAGUUAAUGUGUUUUAUUUUGAUUUUAUAUUGUUAGAGAAAGAAAUUGUGAAUUUUUCUUGGAAUUGUAAUUAUUUUUUCGCAUUCUACCCCUUUGAUUUCAAGUUAUGUUUAAAAAAUGUGGACUGUAGCUUUCUUUUUUAUAUGGGAGACUUUUUUAUUUAAUAAACUAUUUACAGAAAA